AUGUCACAUAACGAGUCACAUAACGAAUCACCUAUUCUUGCAGCUACAAUACCAGCAACAGAUGAUAUAGUUCCACACGUUGUUCUAAAUACCACGAUCGGUAGUCCACCACAUUCUAGUAAUAUGUCAUCACCAACAACACCAACCUCUUUAGCAAGUUUUCGAUUGGGGGAAAUAUGUGCAAAUGAGAUAGCAUUUAGGAUGGGAUGGUUUGGACUUAGGAAUGUCCCAAGUAGUGGUAAUAAUGGUAGAAGUGGUAGAAAUGCAAUCCCACUUGGACCUAAAGAAAAAUAUGGCUCAGGAAUUGGAAUAAUUAAACUUAAAAAGAAAAAAGUUAUGCCGGAUGGUAAAGAAGUUGAGGUUGAGGAAGGUGAUGGUGAAAUUGUUUAUGCACAAAUGGCACCAGUUGGACCAAUUGCUUAA
Molecule: messenger RNA, 423 nt
Organism: Entrophospora sp. SA101
Lineage: Eukaryota; Fungi; Glomeromycota; Glomeromycetes; Entrophosporales; Entrophosporaceae
Source: the annotation of a GenBank genome assembly